Messenger RNA from Vombatus ursinus (common wombat), 2176 nucleotides. It is a transcript of the gene PGAP3, whose product is annotated as post-GPI attachment to proteins 3. The record is from RefSeq and is a predicted model, not a curated record. The transcript is spliced from 8 exons. NCBI's taxonomy places the organism in Eukaryota, Metazoa, Chordata, Mammalia, Diprotodontia, Vombatidae. Gene Ontology annotation, biological process: GPI anchor biosynthetic process. Gene Ontology annotation, molecular function: hydrolase activity, acting on ester bonds. Gene Ontology annotation, cellular component: endoplasmic reticulum membrane. Bases 36 to 998 code for a protein of 320 amino acids.
GGUGAGGGAGGCGGCCACGGGCCCAGGCUACGGGGAUGGCUGGGCGGACGACCCUGCUGGCCCUGCUGGCCGGAGCCGCAGCGCUAGCGGACGCCUCCCAGGGUGACCGGGAGCCCGUGUACCGUGACUGCGUCCUCCGCUGCGACGAGUGGAACUGCUCCGGGGCCGGUCUGCAGCACUUCCGCUCCCACCAGCCAAUCUACAUGAGUCUGGCAGGCUGGACCUGCAAAGAUGACUGUAAGUAUGAAUGCAUGUGGGUCACCGUGGGCCUCUACCUCCGAGAAGGUUACAAAGUUCCUCAGUUUCAUGGGAAGUGGCCCUUCUCUCGGUUCCUUUUCUUCCAAGAGCCAGCCUCAGCCGUGGCCUCCUUCCUCAAUGGUUUAGCCAACCUGGUCAUGCUCAGCCGGUAUCGGACCUCUGUCCCAGCUUCCUCCCCUAUGUACCACACCUGUGUGGCCUUUGCCUGGGUCUCGCUCAAUGCCUGGUUCUGGUCCACAGUCUUUCACACAAGGGACACAAGCCUCACUGAGAAAAUGGACUACUUCUGUGCCUCCACGGUGAUUCUGCAUUCCAUCUAUCUGUGCUGUGUGAGGACUCUGGGGCUACAGCGCCCAGCCGUGGCCAGUGCCUUCGGGGGGUUCCUGCUGCUGCUGCUAGCUGCCCACAUCUCCUACCUGAGCCUGGUGCACUUCGACUACGGCUACAACAUGGUGGCCAACGUAGCCAUGGGCUUGGUAAAUCUGGUGUGGUGGCUGGGCUGGUGUCUCUGGAACCAGCCUCGGCUGCCCCAUGUGUGGAAGUGCGCUGUGGUGAUGCUUCUGCUGCAGGGGCUGGCUUUCCUUGAGCUGCUGGACUUCCCUCCCAUCUUCUGGGUCUUGGAUGCCCAUGCCAUCUGGCAUAUCAGCACCAUCCCCAUUCACUUCCUCUUCUUCAGUUUCCUGAUGGACGACAGUCUCUACCUUCUCAAGGACAUCUCAGUCCCACUAAAGAUGGAUUGAAGAGGUGGGGGACAGUUCUACUUUGCCCAGCCUCAGCUCUGGAUGUUGGAAGCUACAGCCCACAGGGUAGUGUGAUUUUUUUCCCUUUACUCCUUAAACUUGGACUCUGGUCAGGGGUGGAGAAGUGGCUCCAGGACUCUGCCCCUUCCUCCACUCCGUUGCCCUCUAACUGCCUUCAAAGUGCUAUUUCCCGUUCCGUCACCCCACCUCCGUUCUUCAGACAUUGAGUGGGGUUAGUGGCUGAGCCUGACGAGCGGAUGGAACACUCCCUCACUGACCCACAGAAAUUGAAAGACAGUGAAUGUGCACCUAGCCCAGGUGCUCAAGGGGAGCUUCCUUCUACCCCUCAAAAUGCCUGCUUCGCCUCCAUUCUCGGUGGGCUUCCCUGCAUCCACUUCCUCUGUUCUGAUGGGAAGUGAGAAGGGGGCUUUCCUUCUUUUUUUUCCCCAACAGAUGCCCUCCCCCAUGGCACCACUAGGUGGCGAUGGAUGCUAGUUAUCUGGCAUACCCAGGUUGGGGCUACUGGUCUCACCCCCUCAGGAGAGGUACAGAGGACCCAUAGAGUGGUCCUAGAAGAAGCAGGCCCUUGCUUUGUCCACACACUCAGGAGGAGUCACCACCUUCCUCUUUCAGGGCCCCAAGCCCAUCUCCAUCCCCUAGCCAGGCAAAAAGCCAGAGAAGCCCAGCCACUGUUUGGCUCGUUGUCAGACUGGCGCAUUCUCUUGCUUCUCAGGGAAAAACGGGGUGUGAGUGUGUGCCUGAGUAUAGAUGUGAGUGUGGGCACGUUUGUGGGGAUUCAGUCAAACUCAGCAAAACAUGUCUUGGGCUUUCUAGCAAGGCACCCUGCUAGGCAAAGAAAGCCCUGCGGUUGAGGAUGGAAGUGGAUGAAGGUUUUUGAAUGGAGGGGUGUGUUUGUAUAUCCUCUCCGCAACCCUCCUCUCUGUCGUUAUCCUUUAUUUCCACCCAAAGCGCAGCGCCUUGCUUCCCCUCUCCAUCCCUUAGUUUGUGCAGGGAUGACCCUAGUCCCAUCAGGGAGCCCUCGCUUGGGUGCCAUCUGAUCCACAGCCUGCUUGCUAGCACCAGCGCCAGACACCGUCAUGUCUCUGACUCCCAAGUCACUCAACCUUUGUGAGGCCCCAUUUCUUCAUCUGUAAAAUGGGGGGAAUGGUACCUCUAGU